Anopheles funestus (African malaria mosquito) is the source of this 6291-nucleotide messenger RNA. RefSeq names its product AP-1 complex subunit gamma-1-like. The record is from RefSeq and is a predicted model, not a curated record. Gene Ontology annotation, cellular component: Golgi apparatus; AP-1 adaptor complex; membrane coat. Gene Ontology annotation, biological process: Golgi to vacuole transport; receptor-mediated endocytosis; intracellular protein transport. The transcript has 9 exons. Lineage: Eukaryota; Metazoa; Arthropoda; Insecta; Diptera; Culicidae. The coding region runs from base 2548 to 5172 and encodes 874 amino acids. Gene Ontology annotation, molecular function: clathrin-cargo adaptor activity.
CCGCAGUUUUACCAAUGAACCGUCCGACCAGAACAGCUGCUCAGUUCGAGCAGGUUCGUCGUGCACACAAGAAGUUCGAAAGUUAGUCUAGCGAAAAACGUGCUACGGACAGGACCAUCAACGACUAUUCCGGUGUGCGCCCAUUUGCUAAAUCCUUACUUCCCGAUAACCGGUUGUCCAACGGUUCGACGGUGUUUCGGAGUUUUUUUUUAUUCUUGCGAAGUGUUAUCUACCGUUGCAACAAACAGGGGGUAGGUUCGUGUUAUCUAUCCCCUCACAAAAGGUGGCUGAUUUGUUCCUGUCGUGUAGUGGUCGAGUGUUUUAUUUUCUUUACACUAUCUUGCGGUUUGUGUAAAGUUCAUCCAGAAUACGAAUGGAGUGUGUUUUCCAGCACGUUUUAGAGGAAGAACUAAAAAACAAAAACGGAUCACUUUUCGGCAAGUUGCUCACACACACACACACACACUUUGGACAAGUGCAAUUUUAUGUAAAUCGCGCGAAAAAUCUGCAAGCAUUAGCAGGAGUGCACCAGGAAAGUGUUUUUCCGUCUCACGUAAGGCGCAUGGAAAUUAGCUACCAAAAACCAAUUUAAAGUGGAAUAAUUACGGCGAUGCUUCGUGUCGUGGUGAACCCGACAGAAAACCUGAUGCAAUGUUUGGCUAACGUUUCUUAUCCUUCAAGAGUGUGCAUUUUGUUGCAGCAUGUGCAGCAGGAGGAAGGAAUGAAAAAAAAAGCGAAAGUGUGCAGGAAGAAAAAUAUCAUACUCGUGUUAGAAUUUCCUUUACGUAAAGGAAUGCUCGCCGGUUGCCAUUUCUUGGCCGGAUGGUUACAAAUUCCGUUUUGCGAGGUAAACGUGCAUACCAUUCCAAGGGGAAUGGUGGAUGAGUUUUACACCCGUGAAUAGCACACUUCUUUUCCCGGACGUUAAUCCACGGAUCCGCCGUACAAUCUUUUCAGCUUCGCUCAACUUCACGCCUCGACGGGAAGAUGUGUUUUGUUGUGUUUUUUUUUGGUUUUGUUUUGGGGCUGCAAAAGUGUUUACAAGGGAACGAGUUUAUUCUACCUUGGUUUCAAAUUUUCCACUAGCAACACUAGCAGGAUGUUGCGUAGCUUUCCUUUCCUCACAAUCGCGCGUAGAAAGGUGGAUGGAAGAAGAAUUAAUUCUACUUUAUUUUAUUUAUGCAUUCAAGUAUUGUGUAUACCGUGCGCAUUCAUUCACCGACAAUGCGGCUCCCCCCCAAAAAGCCGCAUGUAACGGGAAGAAACUCGUGCGAAAUCAGUACUGAUCCUCUUACCCUCGGGGGGCGUCAUUCGUGUGUAAGGAUUUUGGAGUGAAAAAACAAACUUCCAUUUGCGUUCGCGGUGAAGACCUGUGUAUAAAACCACCUACAAAACCCGACCCACUAAAGCCAUAAAGAGUAAUUUACCCGCAGGUUGUGGCCGGUGUAUAGUUGUAUUCGAUUACCAACACGAGCGCGCGCGCGCGCCUCCCAGUGUUCACUGACGCCAGAAACAUCAACGUGGCUUGCACGUGUGUUGGCUGCAGGGAGUUAGUUCUUCGUCCCGGUGGUCGGUGGUGAUCGGAGCUCGAAGGGUUAGCGCUUUCACACAAAACCGGUGGAUGGUAAUUCAUUGAACGCGUCAUACAAUGGAACACAGGGGAUUGCAGACUUGACCCCGAGGCUUGUUUCGCGAGGUUUGUGUUGCCACUAUAUUGCAACAUUACAUCCCUGUGGCAUGGGUUCCUAACCCAUGCCAACAAACCACCUGAAAAAGGACAAAAGAGGCGUCUUUCAAAACGGCGGAAGGUAAAGAGCGUUCUUCCGUUGGUGGGAACUGUACGCUUGAGUGACUUUUCGUUACGUUUGCUUUGACGCGGAAAAGUAACUGCAGCUGGCAACCACUUCAGCUCGUUGCUUUCAGGUUGAAGCCUGUAGAUUGUUGGUGAGGUCAUACACGCAAACACGUACCCGGGAUACGCUUCUCUUCAUCAAAGGUGUGAUGAAAAUCGCGAAAAGAAAAAAAAACCUUUCCCAAAGUGUCCCUGGGACAUGAUGUGUGCCUUACCGGGCCUCUUCCCAAGUACGGUGGAAAAAGUGGUUAAAAUUUAAUUAAGAGGGUGUUUAUAUGAAUACCAAAAAGAAGAAGAAAAAAAAGCAUCCAUCUCAGCAUUUCAGCAACACACGGUUAAGCCGGUCAAGCAUUAGACGGGGGAAAUGUUUGUACCUAAGUGGUGAAAGGAAAGGAAAUGAGAAUUACAAACAAAACACUAUUACAACAUUUACAUUUUCUUUGCUGUUUAAAUUCGUUUUUCUUUUUUCUUUUUGCUUUUGCGUGGGUACCCAACACGAACCAAUGGUAAUUUUACCGAUCUUUCUUAGUGUUUCUCGAUUUGUUGCUACGCUUUAUCAGCAGACGGAAUAAUUUAUUUCAGCUUAAGUGGAUGCAAAAGGUGUGAGUUAAGGUGUUUAAUGUUAUUAGAGUGCAGUGUUUCGAUAGCAGUUUUUUAAACAUUCUCGGUUGACAUCGAAACACCACGUCAUCACCAUGUACCCGUACUAUGAAACCGACUGGAGCAUUCUACCGCCGGAACACAAUCGAAGGUACAGUCCAGGCCUGACCAUUAACAACAUUAAACAGGUGAUCAACGAAACAAUCGAAACCAAUAUCUUACGCAAACCAGCACCGACACGCUUGCGGGAGCUAAUACGACAGAUCCGUGCCUGCCGAACAGCAGCCGAAGAACGUGCGGUGGUCAAUACAGAAUGUGCCUACAUCCGGAGUACUUUUCGCGAGACGGACUGUAUCUGGAAGUGUCGCAAUAUGGCGAAGUUGCUGUACAUCCACAUGCUCGGGUAUCCGGCACAUUUCGGACAGGUGGAAUGUCUGAAGCUGGCCGCCAGCUCCAAGUACACCGACAAGCGGAUAGGAUAUCUGGGCGCAAUGCUAUUGCUGGACGAGCGGACCGAUGUGCACGUGUUGCUUACGAACUGCCUUAAAAACGAUCUCAACAGUCCCACACAGUUUGUCGUAGGUACGGCACUGUGCACACUAGCCGCCAUUGCAUCGCCCGAGAUGGCCCGGGAUCUGUGCAACGAUGUCGAGCGUUUGAUCGUGUCCACCAAUGCGUUCCUGCGCAAAAAAGCGAUCCUAUGUGCCUUUCGGUUUGUGCGCCGCGUCCCGGAGCUGAUGGAGGACUAUCUGCCAAAGUGUGAGGUGUUUCUGGCGGACAAAAACCAUGGUAUCCUGAUCGCGACCAUCACGCUCAUUACCGAGAUGUGUGAACAGAGUGUGGCCGUGCUGCGGUACUUUAAAUCGAUCAUUCCCACACUGGUGCGUAUGCUUAAAUCGCUCACCGUGACGGGUUAUUCGCCGGAGCAUCUCGUAAGUGGUGUAAGCGAUCCAUUUCUGCAGGUGAAAAUUUUACGCCUAUUGCGUGUGCUUGGUCACGGUGAUUCGACGCAGUCGGAAAUUAUGAACGACGUACUGGCACAGGUCGCUACCAAUACGGAAACGAGCAAAAAUGCUGGCAAUGCGAUCUUGUACGAAACGGUACUCACCAUCAUGAAUGUUGAGUCGGAGAACAGCUUGCGGGUGUUGGCCGUUAACAUUCUCGGACGCUUUCUGCUAAACAACGAUAAAAACAUCCGUUUUAUUGGGUUGCUUACCCUCGUCAAAACCGUGCACAAGGACAUGACGGCGGUACAGCGCCAUCGCAUAACGAUCCUCGAGUGCCUUUCGGACGGUGAUCCAUCGAUACAGCGAUGUGCCAUGGAACUGUCCUUCACCCUCAUCAACACACAGAACAUCGAAAUGGUUGUGCGGGAGCUGUUGCGCUACCUCGAAUCGACCGACGCUGAAAUGAAAGCACUCUGCAGCAGCAAGAUCGUACUGGCUGCCGAAACAUAUUCGCCUUCGAUCCGUUGGCAUCUGGAUGUGCUGCUGAAAAUUCUUACAAUAGCCGGUAACAACAUACGAGACGAUGUGAUCGCGUCCACUAUACAGCUCAUCUCGAACAGUCCGCAGCACGAGCAGCGUUUUAUUACGGACAAAAUGUGGGAAGCUAUCAUGAAUAUGAACCAGCUCGAGAACCGACAACCAUUGGUGCAAGUGGCCGUGUGGGCGAUCGGGGAAUAUGGCGAAGCUGCAGGAUUCGAUGAGUUUGAACUUAUUGAACAUUAUCGGCAACUGUUGUGGGCACCGCAGCUUUCAAUCACCACCAAACAGUACAUUCUGGUAUCGUUGGCAAAAAUCAGCGUUCGAAUAGAUGGCUGUACACCGGAAAUUCAAAACAUCAUUAACUCGUUCCGAGUGCACAUGAAUAUUGAUCUGCAGCAGCGAGCGAACGAAUUUUCGCAACUAUUCACCAACUACAAACACCUUCGGAACUCAUUGCUCGAGAAGAUGCCAAAGUUGAAACUGUCCGAACUGACCACCUCAGAGUACAACGCGGACUUUGCAUCUCCAGAAACGUCCGAAGUUGAACAGCAGGAGGAAGAACCGGUAGCUGAGAAUGAACCAUCGAAUCAAGAUAUCUUGCUGGAUUUAUUGGGAGAUUGUUUCAGCAGCGAUGGGAACGGUAAUAAUGCACUUGCCGUUGUGCCCGUUUCGCAAACGAUUCCCACAACGCAACCCUAUCUGCAAACGACGAGCUUUAAUCAAAGCGCACUAUCAUCGUACAAUAAUAAUGGUCCAAUGGCAGCUGGUCCAAACACCGACAGCAUAAUGGAUCUACUUGGUAUUGCAGCAUCAAACCAAACGCAUCAGACAAUCGAACAGACCACAAUACCUGCGAUCGACGUUUACAAUAAGGACGACAUCUACAUCCGAUUCUUCAUCCAUCCCUAUCCCACCGUAGGCGAACAGCUACCAUCAUCCGCUGGAGCCCGUAUUACCGUACAAACAACCAAUGGAUCGCAAGCUACGAUCGAAAAGUUCCUCUUUCAGGCAGCCGUACCGAAAUCGUUUGUACUGACGCUACGUGAACCGUCCAGUACGAUGAUGCCGCCGGGUGGAACGAUCAUGCAGGAUCUGCUAAUUGCACGGCAAACAUCGCCCAACCAAGGCGCUGCUGGUUUGCGCAUGAAGGUUCGCUUUUCGUACGAAAUCGAAAACUACUCCAUGAUGGAACAGAUCGAUGUGAACGAAUUUCCGAGCGGUUUUCUUCGCUAGCAUCGGAACGAACGUUAAGAAAUGUAGGGCAUUCAAGAAAGAGCUAACUGAAUGCAUGGUACGAUCGCCUUAGAACAUUUAAGAAAGUAACCUAACCCGUCAAAAAAAUGGUUAGGAAAUUCUUAGAGGAGAAAUAAAAACGAAAAUGCAUCUAUCACUGGAAAGAACAAAUAAUGGUACAAAGCAUACGAUAGAACUGGGGGCCGUAUAAUCAUUCUUUUGUACAGUGUGUAUAAAAAAAGAGAGAGAGAGAGCGAGAGAGACACAACAGAACUGUACUUUACAAAUGGAAAAUGAACCACAUAAUGCCCCAAAAAGGACGGAAAGCAGAUAGGACAAAAUGAGGGUUUUCCUAUUUAGCUGUGUAACCCUAAUACAAGAAGGCCCUUGUUCCGCUUUGUUAUCGUUCAUCCAUUUAUCCGGAUUCAUGGCUUAAUAGCCGGCACAUGUGAUCAAAGUGUAUUUUAUCAGAAAAAAAACAUUACCCACCUAAAACUACCUACUGUGCAUGCGUAAAAUUGGACCAAACUAUUUGACCAGAAACUAUCCUUAUCCUUGUAAAGAGUAGAACAAACCCAGAACACUUUCAUCUGCGCACCGUAGAAUUAUCGUUGACAUUUGCGACACAUAACAUAGGCGAGGGUAAAGAUAUCCCUUUACGCACAUUCAAAUCCCACCCCAUUGAUUCACAAGGAACACCGGAUUGAUGGCAACUAGGCACUAAUGACUGAUGAAACGCUCAAUUACAGUUUUCUAUCGCGGAAGCAUCCAUCACGGUCCGGGGUGAUUGUUCAUAAUCGUAACUACUACUUUGAAAACAAUUUACAAAUGUGAUUUUAAGAAGAAAUUCAUCUACGAAUCUAUUCUAUAUCAGUGUUGUACGGAGUGGGAAGAGAAAGCUGCAGUUAGAAAGGGAACUGGUAUUGAAGGCUAUCGUAGGCAAAAUAGUAUUCGUUACUUUUAAACCGACGGAAAACACUUGUUCGAAUGUUGGCGAAGCGAGUUUUUAAAAGUGGUGCAACAUAUGGAUGUGUUUUAAUGUAUUCGUUUUUAUAUAGAUGAACUAUAAAUAAAACAUGUUAAGAGAAAAAAGAACAAACAAAUGUUUGCAAACCCUCA